AUGAGCUCCUACUUUGUCAACCCCCUGUUCUCCAAAUACAAAGGCGGCGAGUCCCUGGAGCCGGCCUACUACGACUGCCGCUUCCCGCAGAGCGUGGGCCGGAGCCAUGCGCUGGUGUACGGGCCGGGCGGCUCGGCUCCGGGCUUCCAGCACGCCUCGCACCACGUCCAGGAUUUCUUCCAUCACGGCACCUCGGGCAUCUCCAACUCCGGCUACCAGCAGAACCCGUGCUCGCUCAGCUGCCACGGAGACGCCUCCAAAUUCUAUGGCUACGAGGCGCUGCCCAGACAGUCCCUUUAUGGGGCGCAGCAAGAGGCGAGCGUGGUGCAAUAUUCCGACUGUAAAUCCUCCGCCAACACUAACAGUAGCGAAGGACAAGGCCACUUAAAUCAAAACUCGUCUCCCAGCCUCAUGUUUCCAUGGAUGAGACCCCACGCUCCUGGGCGGCGCAGUGGAAGGCAGACUUACAGCCGGUAUCAGACCUUGGAACUAGAAAAGGAGUUUCUCUUUAAUCCAUAUUUGACACGAAAGCGCCGGAUUGAAGUCUCUCAUGCUCUGGGACUGACCGAGAGACAAGUGAAGAUCUGGUUCCAGAACCGAAGGAUGAAGUGGAAAAAGGAGAACAACAAGGAUAAACUUCCCGGAGCCCGAGACGAAGAGAAGGUUGAAGAAGAAGGCAAUGAGGAAGAGGAGAAAGAAGAGGAGGAAAAGGAAGAAAAUAAGGACUAA
Molecule: messenger RNA, 729 nt
Organism: Suncus etruscus (white-toothed pygmy shrew)
Lineage: Eukaryota; Metazoa; Chordata; Mammalia; Eulipotyphla; Soricidae
Gene: HOXC8
Product: homeobox C8
Exons: 2
Coding region: 1-729 (242 amino acids)
Biological process (GO): regulation of transcription by RNA polymerase II
Cellular component (GO): nucleus
Molecular function (GO): RNA polymerase II transcription regulatory region sequence-specific DNA binding; DNA-binding transcription factor activity, RNA polymerase II-specific
Source: RefSeq, a predicted model, not a curated record